GACUCGAUCAUCACGAAACAAGAAUUCGCCAUGACAACGCAGAUCGCCGUUGAUUUUUUGGAACGUGCAUAGUGAAGAAAUGAUCCUUAGCAAAGUGAGUGUCGACGUCGAGUCUUUGUCACGCUGCAGUUCUGCAUCUCCUAUCGGGGACACCCUCGCGUACUACCAGCAGUCGCAAGCUGACGCGCAGUCCAGCGUUAGCGCCUCUCCAAUGGAGACCACACAGGGACCGGUCGACGAUCUGGAGGCAACUGUCACUCCGUUUGUGCCUACGGUGACAGCAAUCUCAACAACCCCGGAUUUGCAGUGGAUGGUACAGCCGACCAUCAUCACGUCUGUCUCGCCGUCUCUAGGCAGAGCUGAAACCAGUGAGGCGCAGAGCGCUCUCCCGGCAACGACCAAAACAAACGUGGGCAAGGGGAAAAGCACUAUCAGAAAGGGAAAAGUCGAGCAGCUCACGCCAGAAGAGGAAGAAAAAAAGAGAAUAAGGAGGGAGAGAAAUAAGAUGGCUGCAGCAAAGUGCCGCAACAGAAGGAGAGAGCUUACUGACACCUUGCAGGCUGAAACAGACAAGCUGGAGGAAGACAAAGCAGCAUUGCAGGCUGAAAUAGCAAAUUUGCUGAAAGAAAAAGAAAGACUUGAAUAUGUCCUCGCAUCACAUAAGCCCAUAUGCCAGCUGCCUGAAGAGCUGGACAGCAUUUUCCCAGAGUCCCCACAGCCGCUUCCUCCUUCGGAUUCGUCCAGCAAACUCCACGAAGAUGGAACACAGGACACCCCUACCCUGCAAGACUUAGAGACUCCUUCUGUUCCACCUACAGCUAUCUCAGGGAACUCCAACAUCCUGCUGUGCUCUAGUGCAGAGGUCAGCCUGUGUGACCUCGAGCCAUCGCUGGAUGUCAAAGAAGAGCUCCUGGAAAAUAUCCUUGGUACAGUAGAUGAGGACAGGAUCUCUGUUGAAACAGCCCGCUCUGUCCCUGACAUUGACCUCACUGGCUCCCUGGGCUUCACAGACUGGGAGACCCUGUACAAAUCUGUGGCCAAUGAUCUGGAGCCCCUAAGCACUCCUGUUGUGAGCACCUCCACCCCUACGUGCAGCAACUACCUGUCUGUGUUCACUUUUGCCUGCCCAGAGCUGGACUCUCUUGCUGAGGAACUGGAUGGCUGCAAAGGCGGGGUCUCCAAAUCUGACUCCAGUGUAGAUAUUCUUAACUCGCCCACACUCCUGGCUUUAUAAACAAAAAUGUAAUGGAAUGGAAGUUCUUGUCAUCACGAUAACAGUCUCAACUAUCGGAUAUCACUGUGUUCUGAUAUCUGAGAUGAGUGAAGCCAGUUGAGUGGCUGCAUCCGUGAAAUGUGAUGUGCCCAAGAUAAUGUUUAUCCUCUUCCAGAUACUUUUGAUGUAGCUCAGAGCAUGGAAAAAUUAUCCUAUGGACAGUUAUGAACUACAGUAUGUUCUGGUUUGAAAAGCAUGCACAAAGAUUUCAAAUAUUUAAAUUAAUACAUAAAUAAACAAACAUAGACAAUAUGUAUGUACAAGUUUUAUAUUUGUUUGAUCUUGUGCAGGGUCUUCUGUAAGCUGUAUUGUGCACUGUUCUCUGUGCAGUUUUGUGUUUUUUGAUGGCAAUAGUUUAUCAAUGUUGUGCUUUAGUAGACAUUCUUGACAGCUCUUGCAUACCUCAGUGUCAUCCUUCAGACUGUGUUUUGACGCCAUUAAAAAUGUUUAGAGUUUUCCAUGAAAACAUCCAGUGCUAUAUCGAUCAAGAUGUAUUUUAUGAUAAUUUAUUUUUCUACCUUUUCAAUUUUGACUUGUUUGUCAAAUGAAAAUACUUAAAUGAGCAUUGAUUGCUUAUGAAUUAGUAUUCACA
Messenger RNA from Electrophorus electricus (electric eel), 1865 nucleotides. It is a transcript of the gene fosaa, whose product is annotated as Fos proto-oncogene, AP-1 transcription factor subunit a. Gene Ontology annotation, molecular function: DNA-binding transcription factor activity, RNA polymerase II-specific; RNA polymerase II cis-regulatory region sequence-specific DNA binding. The record is from RefSeq and is a predicted model, not a curated record. Gene Ontology annotation, cellular component: nucleus. Lineage: Eukaryota; Metazoa; Chordata; Actinopteri; Gymnotiformes; Gymnotidae. Gene Ontology annotation, biological process: regulation of transcription by RNA polymerase II.